Solanum verrucosum is the source of this 1469-nucleotide messenger RNA. RefSeq names its product B3 domain-containing protein REM14-like. The coding region runs from base 2 to 1447 and encodes 481 amino acids. The transcript has 8 exons. Gene Ontology annotation, molecular function: DNA binding. The record is from RefSeq and is a predicted model, not a curated record. NCBI's taxonomy places the organism in Eukaryota, Viridiplantae, Streptophyta, Magnoliopsida, Solanales, Solanaceae.
CAUGGAAAUCCCUCCAAAGAAACCUCACUUUUUCAAACCCAUUCUACCAGGUUUCAAGAAUGGCCUUAAAAUUCCUAUAGGUUUUUUGAAGUAUCUCAAGGGACAUGAUCAACAUGAACAUGCAAUAUUGACAAGAGGUGGUAAGAAGUGGUUGGUGAAGGCGAACGGGCGGCGAUUAGAGGAGGGUAGUUGGAAAGAGUUUGUAGAGGAACUUAAUUUGAAAUUGGGAGAUGUUUUAGUGUUCAAACAUGAAGGAGAUAUGAAAUUUGAUGUGUCCAUUUUCGAUUCGAGUCAUCAUUGUGACAAAGAGUAUGCAAAGUACGAGGACGAGGAUGAGGAUGAAGAUGAGAAUGUUACUCAUGACAAGCAUUUAAGUCGAUCAUAUUUUGAAUGCACUAUUAGACAAUAUUGCCUUUCGAAAGGUUUCAUGUGGAUUCCAAAACAUUUUGCAGUUGUAAAUGGUUUCCUCAAGGGAAACAAGAAGUAUGGUUUGAUUAUAAUUGAUGAAACACAAACAAAAUUGUGGAACUUAAUGCUAAAGUCUUGCAACACUAAAGUUUAUGUUGCGGAUGGAUGGGGAAAAUUCAGUGCUGAUAAUUGCUUAAAAGAAGGAGAUCGUAUAAUGUUUGAGGUUGUUACUAAUGGAGAGACACCAAUAUGGAGAUCUCGAGUUACUAGUAAUGCAGAAACUCCGAUAAGUAAGUUUCAAGGCAAGGGGUUCUCUAAUAAAGAAGCUGCUAAGGACAUGGAUCUCAGUGACUCUCAUUUCAUUUGUACUAUUAGACCUUAUUGCCUUUCAAAGCAUUUUCUGUGUAUUCCAAAACAAUUCGCAGUAAAAAACAGACUCAACGACAGGAAAUAUAAGAUAAUAGUGAUGGACAAGCAACGAUCAUGGACGUUUAAUGUGUAUACAAACAGCCAAUACACCUACAUUGGAAGUGGAUGGCGCGAAUUCUGCAUUACAAAUUGCUUAAAGGAAGGAGACCGUUUAAUGUUUGAGAUCAUUUCCAAGGGAGAAACACCUAUCUUUAGAAUUCAUGAUUUGAGAGGAAGUUCAUCCCUCCAGACUGAAGUAAAGAAGAAAAAAUCGAAUGCUAAAAGAAAGUUAAUGCCACAAGUAGCUGCUUCAACAUCUGUUGAUGCCAACUCUCAUUUUAUAUCUACUAUUAAACCUUACACCAUUAACAAUCCUGUUUUGUAUCUUCCCCUGGAUUUUGUAAAAUCAAAUGGCUUGAUGAGGAGACGUGAGAUGAUUCUUAUCAAUGAAAAACGAAGAUCAUGGUCAGUGUGGCUAGGGAAAACAGGACAUCACUUUGCAAUUAAAAGGGGAUGGACACAGUUUAGAAAUGCAAAUGGUAUUCAAGUUGGAGAUACUUACAAGUUUGAACUCACCAACAAUGGCACAAUACCUAUAGUUCAUUUCCAUUGUAAAUAUUCUGGGAAUUAAGGAUGCCAAGCCAAUUCACAAG